CGCAUGCGCUGAUUGGACCCUGCCGCUCCCUCUCCCGCUGCUGCCGCUGCCACGGGGUUGUCGGGGCGCCGGGACCGUCCCCUUCCCUUUCUCCGUCCCUGUCCCGCUGCGGGGCCGCGGCGCCGCAUUGCGUUCUGGGAGGCGACUCGGCCGCGCGGGGAGGGCGUCCGGCGGCGGCAGGAAGAAGCGGGACCCGGCGCAGAUUACAAUGAGUGCACCAAAUAAAGCGUUGGAACUACAGCUGCAAAUAAAGCAAAAUGCUGAAGAGCUUCAGGAUUUUAUGAGAGAAUUGGAGAGCUGGGAAAAAGAUAUUAAAGAAGUGGAUUCUGAACUAAGGAAACAGAGCGGUGUCCCAGAAGAGAAUUUGCCACCAAUUCGAAACAAGGCUUUUAAGAAAAAUAAGAAAAGCAAAAGUAAAGUCCCUUCAAAGAUAACCACUGAGGAGAACAAGAAAAACAAAAUCAAGUCUUAUGAUUAUGAAGCAUGGGGAAAACUUGAUGUGGAUAAGAUACUUGAAGAACUUGAUAAAGAAGAUAGUAUUCAUGAUUCUGUAUCUCCAGAAUCAGACUCUGAAGAAGAUGGAAUCCGUAUAGAUGCAGAAAAAGCUCUUGCAGAGAAGGAAAAGGGUAAUAACUAUUUUAGACAAGGGAAUUUUGAUGAAGCUAUAAAAUGCUACACUAGAGGGAUGCAUUCUGAUCCAUACAAUCCAGUAUUGCCCACAAACAGAGCAUCGGCUUUUUAUAGAAUGAAAAAGUUUUCUGUUGCAGAAUCUGACUGCAAUUUAGCACUUGCUUUAGAUAAAAAUUACACAAAGGCUUAUGCCAGAAGAGGGGCUGCUCGCUUUGCUUUGAAAAAUCUUCAAGGUGCUAAAGAAGAUUAUGAAAAAGUUUUAGAGCUGGAUGCAAACAAUUUUGAAGCAAAAAAUGAACUGAAGAAAAUUGAUCGGGCUCUGUCAUCAAAAGAAAGUUCUGAACAGAAAGAGUUUGAAGACAUGGUCAGACCAGAAUUAACAGACGAAGAGAAGAAGCGCAUUGAAGAGCAGCAGCUCAAGCAGAAGGCUAUUACAGAGAAGGAUCUGGGUAAUGGUUAUUUCAAAGAAGGAAAGUAUGAGUCUGCAAUAGAAUGCUAUACCCGUGGUAUAGCAGCAGAUGGCACCAAUGCACUUCUGCCAGCUAACAGAGCCAUGGCCUAUCUAAAGAUUGAAAAGUAUGAAGAGGCAGAAAAUGACUGUACCCAAGCUCUGCUCUUAGAUGCCUCCUAUUCUAAAGCCUUCGCCAGAAGAGGAGCUGCCAGAGUUGCUCUUGGAAAGCUAAAAGAAGCUAUUCAAGAUUUUGAAGCUGUUCUGAAGCUGGAACCUGGAAAUAAACAAGCAAUAAAUGAACUCACUAAAAUAAGGAAUGAAUUAGCUGAGAAAGAACAGUGGACUCAUCAAGAAUAUCCUGCAGUAUUGAUAAAAGAAACAGAAAUAAAAAAUAUAGUGAAACUGAUUGAUAAUCCAUUGCAUCUGAAAUCAACAAAGCCUCUGCAAAGAAUACCCAUUGAAGAAAUUGAUGAUGACACACCAAAUAGUGAUGUGCCCAGCUCUACUGCUUUCAUCAAUAACUGGAGGAAUUCAGUGAGUGUUGAAACAACAGAGAGUCUGGAUCAGAAUGAUCAGUUGACUACAACAGACGUUCCAAAAGCAAAGCACUUGAAAAUAGAAGAAAUCAGUGAUACAUCACCAUUAGAGCUUCCUGCUAAUGUGAAAGGAAUUUCAUCAGUGUCGCAUCCAUCUUUCCCUGUGAACAAACAGAGAGAAAAAGAAAUCAAAAGGUCAUUUAAAUCUAUUUCUCCAGUCCCUGCUAUUCCUGCAAAUUCCUUCCAGCUUGAGUCUGACUUCAGGAAGUUGAAAGACUGCCCAGAAAAUAUGUACUUGUACCUGAAGCAAAUAGAGCCUUCGCUUUAUCCAAAACUGUUUCAGAAAUCCUUAGAUCCAGACUUGUUUAACCAGAUACUGAAAAUUCUACAUGAUUUCUACAUUGAGAAAGAGGAGCCAUCACUCAUCCUUGAAAUCCUCCAGAGGCUAUCUGAAUUAAAAAGAUUUGAUAUGGCAGUGAUGUUUAUGUCAGGCUCAGAGAAAAAAAUUGCACAGGUAUUGUUCAAUCAUGUGAAACACACAGGAUUGAAAGAUACUUCUGUUGAAGAAUUGGAGAAGAAAUACGGUGUUUUCUCAUAGUGACAUGACUGACGUGUAAAUUUCUGUUUCUGCAUUUCUUUCAUCUGGAAAUCAGCUGAAGAAGCCUGUAAAGACUGGAGUUUUGUUGCUUUUGUAUAAGUAAUGAAACUCUCAAACUUGGUUUAGCCAAAUGGCAAGUGUCGAGAGAGAUAAUUACCUAGUUCUGCAGGUACAGUUGUUUUCCAGCACCUGAAACUAGACAGGUCUACAUUGUCUUCAGUGGAAUCUGUUUGCCUGAAAAAAAACAACUGAGCAGUUCGGCAAUCAGGAUUAGGACUGUAGAUAGAGAUCUUUAUUAAAAGGAAAAAUAAAUAUUUAUAAACAUGUCUUUGGUAAGAAUCAAAUGGUGUAUAUUACAAAUGUGCAUGUCUCUUAUUUUAGAAAAUAAACUGAAUGUUGAAUUGAAGAUAAUAAAUUAAGGAAUUUUUUUUUAUUAAGGUUCCUAAAUCAUUCUUCUCUAAGGAUAUACCACAUCAGAACAUGCAGUAUGCAAAGUGAACCUGAGGUAUGAUGGCCAAAAAAUUCCAGAGUUCUUUUGUUUGAGUUUACCCAAAACCUGAGUUUUAACAUUGACAGUUGAGAGGUUCCUGUGAACCUCAACUGUAAUUGCAGAAUAGAAAGAAGCCAAAUACUGUAGAGUUAAGCUAAAAGUGUAACUAAAAACACUUCUUGUCAUCUUCAUAGGGUACUUCUAAAAUAUUCUAAUGAAACUUACAUUUUGUGUCAGUUGUUCCUAACCAGCUAAAGCCCCUAAGAAGCCUCAGGAAGGCUAAGCAGAAUACCUUUCCAGUAUGAAGAAGGCAAAUACGUGAAAUCACUUGAAAUUCUUAGAUAAGAAAUAGCAUUAAUAAUAACCUAUUCAUACUGUUCACAUGACCAGAAGAAGGAAAUAACAGCACUUUUCAACUAUAUUGCAAGAUUUAACUGUAGUAUCCAAGUAGUGGCAUCUAAAAAUUUGCCCGUCUCAAGGCUUGACCAUUGUCUCUUUCAUCCUCCUGAUACUAACAUUCUGUCGGUUUGCUUUCAUCCCAGUUCAGCCCUUGUGCUUUAAUGAUCUUUAAUGAUGCUACUCUGACUGUGGAAGCCUUCUGACAGUAAUGAUUUUGUUUCGGUAGUUGUGCAAGUUUAAUCAUUCAGAGGAGUGAUUAAACAGCUGUAGCAUUCAAAAAGACUUCAACCUUCCAAAAUGGAUUGAUAGGAAAAAGUAUGAAUGUAGUCAGUGUUAGAAAACCAAUUUUAAAACACUUUCAGCUGUGUAAUGUCCUAGUUCAGAUAUAAUCCAGUUAAAAAAAAAAAAUAACAAAAAAACAAAACCAAAAACAAAACAGUAACUGAGUUACAUCCUUGGGCUGGGUAGCAACGGACAUGAAUGGAGCACUAGAUCCCUGAGGUAGCUUCCUCUUAGCCCUGGAACUGAGCACUAGGGGAAUAGCCAGUGUUACUGGGGAAAUGGCAGAGCCUUUAUGUAACGCUGCUUGCAGCUUACCUAUCCCAUGAACUGUUAGUACUAGGCGUGUCUCAACUGGCUGUUUCUUCCCCAUGUUGUAAAAUGUAUUGGGAUAGUGUUGUAAUUAAUAAAAGUUGAGGGGGGGAGUAGAUGCCAAGGUAAUUCUAUAUACCUUUGUAGAUACUGUGUACCUUCUUAUGGGCUGCUAGGAGUUGCUCAGUGUAGAGCACAAGUGUAUACCUGACUAGCUGACGCUACUAGAUCAUUUGGUACUUUCUCAGAAGCUGCUGCUUGAAGGUUGUUAGAUGAAAACAGGUGCUUGUUAAUAUGGAAUGGAUCUUUGACAGUAAAAGCAAGAUGACAGCAAAAGGAUUUGAAAACUGUAGGCCAGGAGUCACCUACAACUCCAUCCAGUCUGCUAUGCUUUUAAUGAGAAUAAGGUGUUACAUUUGGUCUCUGGUCCCGCUCCUGCUUUUAUGGAGAUUUCUGUUUGGGAUUUGCACGUGGUAAGGAAGGUUGAAAGGAAGCUGUUCGAGCUUGUAGAAUUCAGUGGGGUAAAUGGGUGGACCUGAUUCAUGUUGCUACAAAACUUAGGCCAUGAAGUUUUAUCUUGCAAGUGGUACACUACUGUAGCCUUUUGCUUGUAUUUCUAAAUGCUACAUCUGAUGGGGACUUGCAAAGUCCCCAAGAUUCCUUUUAAGUGCACAGAAAAUAGUGCAAGAUGGAGAGCAGAACGCAGGCAUUCAGAGAACUGCUAGCUUCACUUGUUCCAGGAGAUGGCAGUGUUUUUCCCUUAUAAAUGGUUAAAGAUUACCAAAUAUCUGAAUUAAAGACUUAAAUGAAAUGCUGAGAAGAUUUAUAGAUCUGAGGUAGAUCAAGAAUUCUUUUUGGGGAGAGAGGGAGAUUUUUUUUUUUCUUCUGUUUUUUUCUUUUUUUAAAUCCAACACCUCAAUGGUUACGUCCCUAUUGUGUCAGUGGAAAGAAGUUUUGAGGUAAAUAGCGUGAGGUAAUUAAGCAGUGUGAAAUAAUUUAUAGCCCUUUGCAGUAUUAUGGCAUUCAAGGUGUCAAAAAUCUGAGAUCGUGUUUACUGCAGUCAGUGACUGAUUCAGACUCACCUUUUGAAUGAUGCCUUUACUUACAAGUAUUAAAUGUUUUUUUUAGCUUUUUAACUUGUCAAGGUAAUUUUUUUAAAAGUUGUCCUCCAGUAUAUCUGAGAGACACUCAAACUCCAUGUUGUCUAUUGAUUUCAUAAUCUAGAUUGUUAGAAUACUGAUGGAAGUGAUCCUAAGACAUGCUUCCACAGAGCAUUUGUACAGCUUUCCAUUUUGAUAGUAGACUGUGAUUUUAUUUUUUUCUUUUGUUACAACUCUAGCUCUGCAUUCAUACAGUAAUAGUUUCAUCUGAACUGUGUUUGUCUUGCUUAUAAGCAUGUCCUGUGAUAUUCAGAUGUCAGGAUAAAGACACUUCAUCUACUGCUUUGUCAUUAUACUACUGUGAAAGAAAAUAUGUUAACAUAACUUGUUCCUGGCCAACUUGGGUCAGUUACGGUGGAAAACAUAAAUGAGGACAGAUGGAGUACUUGUUCCAAAAUAUUUUUUAGAAUUUAAAAUUAAUGGUCUUGACUCCGGUCAGGAAGUUUUUGCUGUUUGUCAUUUUCUCUCUCUUUCUGUUUAAAAAUAGACAUUUCAGCUUGUCUAAUUCUCAAAUAUAACUACUAGUACUACUACUGGUUUGGAGGCUACUUUUUUUAACAUAGUAUUAAUAGAGAAUUAACAUACCAAUUUUUGACAUAUCUUAUAGAGAAGUCUUUUGGGCCCAGAGAACCUGUGAACAUCGAACUUCAAGAAGCUUGCAUUCCAACCCAUUCUUUUCUUUUACUAGGCAGAGGUCUUUCUUUGUCAAUGAUGUGAAUACAGUUGCUUACAGUUGCCAUCACUAGGGAAUACUGAAGUGAAAACAGCCAUCGAACAGUUCAUUUCUAAUAUCAUCAGCUGUCAGUUGUUUCUCUUCCAUCUUGCAUAACUGACACUUCCCUUGAUUUUUUUCUUUUAAUACAGGUACACUUACAGAGCAAUCUCUUCUUCCUCUCCUCAACUGCUGUUUAUUUUGUUUUCCUCUUUUGGUUCUGGGAUGGCCCCUGAGUUGUCUUGUUUCUCUUACUUGAUAAUUAUUAUAUAAUCUAUCCUCAUUUCCAUUACUUAUGCUUUUCUCUUCUGAGAUCACUGAAAAGCUCUUUGGUGGUCAGGUUGGUCCCUUUCUACACUUGCUAUCCUUUCCUUUGGCAUGAUUUGAGCUUGUUAUCUUGAUAUAAUUUAUUUGGGAGCUGCCAGGUCUCCUGUACCCUUUUCCACCCUUAGAUUUUCCUCCUAUGAAAUAUUAUUGAGCAGAGUUAGAACAGAGGAAGUAGAGAGAAGACUAAGUGCAUGAAGCUUUCAAAGUUGCAUUUAGGUGCUGUCAUGUCUAGGCAGCUUGAGAUUACUGUCAAUAUUAGAAACUAAGCAUUUGGUUCAUUAAAUAGACAUUCUCUUUUCCCUCUUCCACCGAUGUCCCAUCUGAUGGCGACUAUAAGCCAAGGAGGCUUUCUGCCACUAGUUUGUUUUUUUUCUUUCUGUAAAUUAGUGCUUUUCUAGGAGUAGCAAGAAGGUCCUUAAUAAAAGCAUAGGGCUAUACAUUUGUUGACUCUCAUUUCUCCCCAGGUAAGAUUCACCCUGCAGCUUUUCUUUUGUAGCAGCUGUCAGUCACACUAUAUUUUUCUUUCUUGGAUCUUACAGAGCCAGUGAUGUUCUGAAUUGCAUUGUAUCACUGCUGCCUUUGCAAGAUGCUUUAGUAACUUCCUUAAUGUGUAUUUCUAAGGGUUGUGUUAUUCAGAGGACAAAAUUACCCUGCAAAAUCCUUUGUUAUUCAUUAUCCUUGAGAGAAGGAAACUAGCCUGACAUCUCAGGAACACAUCUUAAGUUUGAAUCUAGUCUUCAUUUAAUAUUAGCAAGUGCAAGUCUGACAAAGUACCUGGCACUGCAUUAGUGAUUAGUCUGACUUUAUCUGCUUUGCUGGUUAGGCUUAGAGGAAAUACAACUUUUGGAAUAAAGGGUGAACUUGUGUUUUUCACUGUUGUCACAUCUCUUAAGUAUGCAGUUCAGCCUGAUUUGCAGCAGUGAAGUUGUGUGGGUUUUAUGCAUGUCUGUUCCUUUUUCUUUGUACUAUUUCACAUGAUCUGUUUGUAUCAGAUCAUUCUCAUUACAUCUGUCACCAUGUGCCAAUUCACUCUCUGAAUUUCAGCCUUCCUUUUCACUGUGCCCUUUGUUUUCCAUCAGGUUUGAGACAUUGUAUUCUCCACUGCCUUCCCUCUCCUGUCAUUAGUUACAAGCAGCUCAGCCUCUAAGUGUCAUUUGAAGGCUCCUUUUAGUUUACUAAAAAUUUCUGCUCAAGGCUCUUUGUUUGUGAAAGCUCCUUCCAACCUUCCAACAGCUGUGCUUCUUCAGGCUCCGUUAUGUAGGAAUAUUCCACUCUAAUGUCUGGCUUUAUAAACUGAAGCAAGUACAGCAUAGAAACCAAGGGAAUUCAUUUUUUUCCCCUCUUUAUUUCCUAUUCAAGUGGUUGCUGAGUUCAGUUGUGGUUGGAUACGCUGGAAUUUCUUCUUUCUUCAUAGUAGCAGAAAGUAGUGUUUGCUUUCCAGACAUCAUCUUCAAACUAUAGUCAUUCCAAUCUGUCUUGUGACAGUUGUUGCAUUAAUAAAGUUUAAGAUAGCAGGGUAAAAGAUAAGUUUGGUUUCUGGUUCCUUAAUGCCAAAUAAGUCUAUCUGGGUUUUAAAGCAAGAAAUAUACCAUUAGGCACAAAUAUUGGUUACAUUAACCAAUAGCUGAGUAUACAAAAGUCUUCCUUUUCCUGAUGACUGAUGAGAUAGGACAUAUUGAUGUUCUGUAUAAACUAUUAAAGUCUUGUUUUGUGGUUACAUUCUUGGACAUGUCUGCCACAAUGAGCUGAGCAGCAGAUUGGAGUCUAAGUGAGGAAACCCACAAAAACCUCCAAAUAAACAAAAAAAAACCCAACCCAAACAAACAAACAAAAAAAAAACCUCCAGAUUUUUGACUUUUACAAUGUAUUACAGGAAUGACUGCUUGUACUUCAGGCUGCAAGGGCAUGUACUUAGAAGCAACUUCCUUCCUAAAGAAUCAGCAGUCUGUACAAAUAUCACCAAAAAGCAGAGAAGAGAUUAAAUGAUUGAUUUGCCCAGGUGUGAUUGAGAUGGGAGAAUAUUAUCUGACUCCUUACGUCAAAAUCUGGUGUCUUUCUGGCUACACCAGGCUGAGUACUCAGUUUGACAAGUGGUGCUUGAAUUUGGUUUAUAAUGAAUUGCUAUCACUUCUGGAAAAAUCAGGGACGCUUUGCUGACUUCAGAAAAGUGUACUCCAGAGUCUUUGCUGGGAAGUGGAAAUGCUGCCAACUUCUAAAAUAGCCUGAAAUUCAGACUGUUGAAAUAAGUAAUGAGCUACUGCUGUACACCAAAGCCUGUGUGUAACACCAUGUAGCACAUGAGCCUUGAGGGCUCCAAUUCUGUCCUUGUCUUUGCAUUUUAUGAUUGGAUUCUGGUGACUGUGAAAAUUAGCAAGGCUAUUACAGGGUUACAUCUUAUUAAAUGCAGUAUUUAAGUGAAAAUGUGUGUAUAUUUUCAACAGAUGGGUAAAAACAUUCUAGGGAAUAUUUUCCGUACAAUCUGUAACAAAGAAAGUACAUGAAAUAAAUUGCCAGACCUCUGA
Molecule: messenger RNA, 8416 nt
Organism: Tyto alba (common barn owl)
Lineage: Eukaryota; Metazoa; Chordata; Aves; Strigiformes; Tytonidae
Gene: RPAP3
Product: RNA polymerase II associated protein 3
Exons: 17
Coding region: 209-2215 (668 amino acids)
Molecular function (GO): protein binding
Source: RefSeq, a predicted model, not a curated record